Molecule: messenger RNA, 4507 nt
Organism: Siniperca chuatsi (mandarin fish)
Lineage: Eukaryota; Metazoa; Chordata; Actinopteri; Centrarchiformes; Sinipercidae
Gene: arhgap11a
Product: Rho GTPase activating protein 11A
Exons: 12
Coding region: 593-3544 (983 amino acids)
Biological process (GO): signal transduction
Source: RefSeq, a predicted model, not a curated record
AAUCAGAGCGUAGAGCGUAGGGAGCGCCGCUGUUUGAAUGCUCUGCGAAAACAGACAGCCUCGCAACCGAUUUGUCGAGCUAAUCAUAGCACAAUGCAGUUAGCUAGCUAACGAAUUAAAUAUGUGUAAUUCAUACAGUUCGCCGUUUGAAACGAGGUAAACCGUAAGUUUAAGUAGUGUAACAUCGAGAAGAUAUUUUGUUUUGUUUUUUUCGUACGAAGGUUGUUAAUGAGUUAAUGUGACUUGCUAACCUUAGCUAGCUAACUGCAUUGCAACUGAAGCAUGAAGCUAAUGUUAGCCAUUAGAUAAGCGCUCCAUAUUGUAACGUUAGUCAAGUUGUUAACAUCUCCUUGGGACUGAGUAACUUUGUAGCUCUUACUGUUGACGGUUGUGGAGAGCGUCUUGUGAGCAAUUAAGAUCCACGUGAGGAUGAGUUAGCGUCAGAAGUCUGGAGAAAAGGUUUAAGUUAGAAAGACUCGGGGUCAGAACAGAACUAAUACAACUGUGAAUGUCAAGUUUAUUUUGGUCCUGACAGAUGAGAGUGAACGAAUUGUUGCAAAGUUAAUUUGAAAGUACAAGGAAGGAGUGUGAAAUGAAAGUCAUGGAGAAAAAUGUGAUGCGUCUAUUGGCUGUGCAACACCUGCGCACAGCGUAUGGGAUAAAGACAAAGAACUGGAACAAAAACAAAGCGGCCAGCUGUAAGUCAACAGCCAACAACUCGACAAAGGUUUUCGGGGUAUCUCUGGAGAACUUACCGUACUAUAAUAUGGAAUGUGGGAGUGUGCCAAGCUUUCUGGUCGACGCAUGUAUGAAACUGCUGGCACAUAUCGACACAGAGGGCCUGUUCAGAAAAUCAGGCUCUCUCAUUCGCCUGAAAGCACUGCGGGCAAAAUUGGACGCGGGUGAGGAGUGCCUGUCCACUGCACUUUCCUGUGAUGUGGCCGGUCUGGUGAAGCAGUUCUUCAGGGAGCUGCCAGAGCCUGCGCUGUCCACAGAGCUGCAGGAGGCCUUCCUCAAGGCCCAGCAACUCCCUACCGAGGAGGAGAGGACCUCUGCCACCAUGCUGCUGUCUUGUGUACUACCCGACAGAAACCUAACCGUCCUGCGUUACUUUUUUGACUUCCUCCACAAUGUGUCUAAGAGGAGUGCAGAGAAUAAGAUGGAUAGCAGUAACUUGUCUGUAAUCUUGGCUCCCAACCUCCUUCACUUCGGAGACGGUACAGAGAAGAUGAAUGCCAACACUGAGAAACGCCUCAAGCUACAGGCAGCCAUAGUACACUGCUUCAUAGAGAAUGCCCACAACUUUGGUGUGUUACCACAGUUUCUUCUAGAGAAAGUUCCAGCCAUGAUGGGCUGUGAGGCGGGGGUUCUGUCCCCUACACACGAUGAACUUGAGGAGCUUGAUUUAAACUCAGGGAUGAAGAAGAGACACAGACGCAGCUUUGGAUAUAUGGUCAGUGGUGCUCUGAAUAAGAUAAAAACUAAUAGAACUCCCACAAAUGCCACCCAGUCAGACAGUCUCGUUUUUUCUUCUGCAACUCCUGUGAUUGCAACACCAUCCUCAAAGCGAAAACUUCCUUUGGAAUCUGGUCACUCUUUUGGAUUCUCAAACAAGAAACGUAGAUCUGUCAAAAAGAACCUUGGAAUAGAAUUACUUCCCAAUACUUUGUUCAGCGGGACUUCCACUCCUGGAUCAGCCUACAGUGCCUUAGGGGUGUUGGACUCUUCCCAAAAUACCGUGUCAUCAGCAGGGAGGUCUAGAAGGCAGUCAGCUACCUCUGUGAGGAGGAAGAGCCGAAGACUUAGCAACAGGCAUGCUGUCAACAGAGUUGAAUCUGGGAGGGCUGGCUGCUUUUCUCCUAAAGUCAGCAAGAAAGAAGCACCACGCAAAUCUCUGCGCUUGCGUUUUAGCCUGGGGAAGAGCAGCAAAGACGCUGGGUCUGAGUCCAUUGGCUGGCGACUUGCCACUCAGGAGAGCACCACCAGUUUUCGUUUCACCAAAGAGACAGAGUUCAGUCCAUCAGUUCUGCCUAGAAAGGCUGAAUCCAAAAGCUCCAAGUAUAUCAGUAAGUCUGAAGACAAUUUGCUGACCCCCCAAUGUGACCCAAGUGCCCACCGGACCUCGUGGAGCAGGGAGACUCCUGUAGGAGGCCAGGCUUUCAGCGGAGGAUCUUUCACAGACACCCCCAUGAGCAUUUGCCUAAAAAGCAGCUACAUGUCUGAGCCAGCCAUUGUCAUAUCAAAACCCCCAGCAGUGGCCAGCCUUCCCAAGAAGCUGUGUUGUGCUUCCAGUGCUGAGAGCCUGGAGAGUGAGAGCUCCAUCACUGAAGCUCCGAGCCAAACUGGUCCCACCCUGCUGAAAAUAAAGGCCUUCCCAGUGUCAGGCAGUGACCUCCAGGCUGUCAUGCAGGAUCCCUGCAACUCUACGGUAACAAUCGCAACAAAACCACCAGACAGCAUCCUAGUCCCUCCACCAGAGACUCCUAAAGGCAAAGUUCUGUUUGUGGACACAGAGGCUUCCAGCUUCCCAGCUCCACAGAGCCUUCUAGCUAAUGAUCAGAACAUUACCUUUGGCCAGAUUGAAAUUGCUGCUUUAUCACCGUUGCAUAUUGACAGUGUAGUUUUUGAGUCUGGUGUAUACUGUAGUCCAGCAGUAAAAGCUGAUAAAGAUUCACUCUAUGCUGCUCCCAUCUGUAGCCAUAACAGCUCCAUGGUGGGAGAGAGUGAAAGGGAGGUAGAGCAGGUGAACUGUAGCAGGUUGAUCGACGCUCUAGACAUACAGAGUCCCGCUCUCUUCAAACUGGGUGUCUUCUCUGGGCUGCAGUCCACUCCAUACAAGCUGGACCUUGAACUCCGAGAUGAGCCUGGUACACCUCCUAGUACUAUAGUCAGUGCGGUACAUGAUAAAAAUGAAUCCCCAGAGGUUUGUUCCAAAGUCCAAAACCAACAACCCCUCUUACCAUGCAGCCUGGAGGCAGAAAAGCGUCGGGUGGCAGACCACAUUAAUCACUUCAACAAGCUCACCCUUCAUUCUCCCAGAGGCUCCACGGCCAAACAAAUCAGAUCCCCGCUCAAGUUCCAGCGCACCCCUGUGCGUCAGACUGUCCACAGGAUGAAUUCUCUCCUGGGGGAGAGCAGGAGACCCACCAGAAAUGCAGAACUCACCACCAUCCAGAGAGGUCCAGUGGGGAAGGCAGUGAGCCUGGAGAGCGGCCUCUCCCCUCACCCACAGCUUCAGCCUCACCAGGGAGAGGCACAAGUGGGACUGUCCAACAGCCUUUGUCCCAUAAAGAAACCACCUUCUGUCCCACCCAAAAAGCCCAGCACCUUGGCCCGCAAACCCAAGGCCUGUGCUCUGGGCGACGUGACCAACAAGGUCCAACUAAAGACCAAAGUGGACUGUUCUGUCCCUGAUCCAUCAGGAACUCAGAAGCCUCUUGUGCAGCAGGUAGUAGGGAAGGACAUGAACCAUUACAGAGGUUCACCUAGAAACCCUCUUAACCAAGGACAACUGCUGUCUGCUACCAAGCCUGUAGAUUUGUAGUUCAAAAUCUUUUUUUGCCUUUAUGUUCCCUCCUUACUAUGCAGGUCUGUCUGGUAGGACUACAUAACAUUAAAGCAAGGGUAGGUAACAUUGGAGAAAACUAGCAAGAGACAGCUAGAUUUUGAAAGUAUCAAACCGAAAAAUCCCACCCCCUCCCUUCAGACCUCCCUCCAAAGCCACUCCCCCAAAACACAUUUUCAUGCCCAAUGAGCGUCCGGGCAGAGUGCACGCAGGUAGGUAGGUAGACAGGCAGGUAGGCCAGCCAAUCAUUUUAUUCGGGCCAAAUGAAAUAAUUGGCUGUGCUUAUUACAGGCCUGUACAGCAUUUGAUUUAUUGAUUGCUGUCGGGAUGUAAAAAGAAUUUCAACAAAUAUAACCAAAAGAAAUUCUGAAAUACAUUACCCACCCUAGCUUUAAACAUUCCCUCUUAUGUUAUCCAUUUUUUCCCCCAGGGUUUUAAUUUAUUUUAAAACAGCUACUGUAGGUGCUGUUUGUGUUGUGUUUGGGCCUUAAUGGGAGAUAUUCAUAUGCCUUAUGUAUGUUUUACUCUAGUAAAACAAGUUUAGAAGUCAAACAUUGACACAUAUCAGCCUACAAGAUUAUAUGUUGCGUAGUGUUUAGACUAGUGUGCAGGCCAAGUUAUGUGAAAUGUGAUUGGUGGUAUGACUGGAAAUGUUUAGAUCAAGUCUUAUGCUUUUAUUUAUGCAUUUUAUAUCUAAUCCUUAGUUUAAAAAAAAAACGGUUUACUUAAGUUGCAGUUCUUUUUUUUUUUUUUUUUUACUCAUCAUGAACAGAAAGAAGAAAAAUGCACCUUUUGUUGGAUUCUAUGAAAGAAAAAAAGCCACACAGUAUUGAUCACAUCAUCUGUCUAUCGCAGUCCAUUAAUUUCAAAACCAACAGCCAGUAAAAUGCUUUGCCAUGUGAACUGCUUUAGACAAAUAAAAUCAAACAGCAUAUAUCUCUA